Siniperca chuatsi (mandarin fish) is the source of this 9244-nucleotide messenger RNA. RefSeq names its product UDP-Gal:betaGlcNAc beta 1,4- galactosyltransferase, polypeptide 6 (gene b4galt6). The transcript is spliced from 9 exons. The coding region runs from base 695 to 1843 and encodes 382 amino acids. Gene Ontology annotation, biological process: glycosphingolipid biosynthetic process; carbohydrate metabolic process. The record is from RefSeq and is a predicted model, not a curated record. Gene Ontology annotation, molecular function: UDP-galactose:glucosylceramide beta-1,4-galactosyltransferase activity. NCBI's taxonomy places the organism in Eukaryota, Metazoa, Chordata, Actinopteri, Centrarchiformes, Sinipercidae.
GGGGUGGUUUUCCACCCACCGGAAACGGAUCCCUGCAGUGCCAGCAGAAAAUGAAAAGAAGGCAGCCCUGAAAUCUCUUUUAAUGAGUUUAUUUCUCAUAUAUCAUCCUGCACUUAUGUAUGUUGAAUGCGACAGUCGUGCGGAAACCGUGUGGAGACACCCGGUGGUAUGACUGGACUCCUGUGUACGCGGUUUGAUGAAGUAGUGCGCCGACUGUUUUGGAAACAUCGCACCGGCCGAGAGUAACGUUAGACUGUGUGGGAGAGGGCAGAGCGGUCCUGCCCCCUUCAAUGACCAACCUUCAGUGCUUGCUAGCAAUACAAAGCCUCGCUGGCGAGACCGCAACCAUGGAAGGCCACCAUGGGUAUCUUUAAGUAGUAUUGCUGCAGAGCUCUUGGCCCGUAGUAUAACAGUUUCAAUAUGCCCGACCGGUGGUGCUCCAUGAGGCUCUCAGUUGCCUGAUAUCAACGUUAUAGGCCUGCUUUUUCCAUCUGGAAAUUUCUUGGCAGGGGAAAGCAGGCCAGCUAGCACUGCUAGCGUUAGCCUUUUCCGCGCUGCAUCUCUGGGCUUUGACGGUGCAGGUUUUUCCAUGACCACACCAUCGACAUUGUUGUCUAUCAAUUCUUGGACUUUUUAACUCCAAAAGUAUUUUAUGGGAUUCAUAUCGGCGAAAGAGAAGCGGGCCUAAGCCAAAAUGGUGAACUGGAGGCGGCUGCUGCGAAUGUCCAACCGAUCGUUUCUGGCCUUCAUAUUCUUCUUCUCCAUGUCCACCACUUGUCUCUACUUCAUUUAUGUGGCUCCUGGAAUAGCCAACACGUACUUCUUCAUGGUGCAGGCUCAGGGCAUCAUGUUGAGGGACAAUGUUAGGACCAUCGGUCAGAUGAUCCGAUUGUACACCAACAAGAACAGUACACUCAACGGGACGGACUAUCCUGAUGGCAGUAACUCCAGUGAAUACCUGGUCCAGCCAACCACGUACCUCCCUGAGAACUUCACCUACACCCAGAACCUCCCCUGCCCAGAGCGAUUACCUUCUAUGAAGGGCCUUAUGGAAGUGAACAUGACAGAGAUCCCUAUGGAGACGAUAGAACUGAAGUUCUCCAAGUUUUUUGACAUUGAGUUUGGAGGCCAUUGGAAACCAAAGGACUGCAGACCUCGCUGGAAGGUGGCCAUCCUGAUUCCAUUUAGAAACCGCCAUGAACAUCUCCCCAUCCUCUUCCAACACCUCAUCCCCAUGCUACAGAGACAGCGACUGCAGUUUGCCCUCUACGUCAUCGAACAGAGUGGUAGCCAGCCCUUCAACAGAGCCAUGCUGUUUAAUGUGGGAUUCCUGGAGGCCAUCAAGGACUUGGACUGGGACUGCUUGAUCUUCCAUGAUGUUGACCACAUCCCCGAGAACGACCGAAACUACUACGGCUGUGGUCAGAUGCCACGCCACUUUGCUGCCAAGCUGGACAAAUACAUGUACAUUCUUCCAUACAGUGAGUUCUUUGGUGGUGUGAGUGGACUCACUGUAGAGCAGUUCCACAAGAUUAAUGGCUUUCCCAAUGCAUUCUGGGGCUGGGGAGGAGAGGAUGAUGACUUGUGGAACAGGGUUCAUUUUGCUGGUCUGAAUGUCACGCGACCAGAGGGAGAGAUCGGCAAGUACAAGUCAAUUCCUCACCACCACAGAGGAGAGGUGCAGUUCCUCGGGAGGUAUAAACUGCUGAGGUAUUCCAAAGAGCGGCAACACCUGGACGGCCUCAACAACCUCCAUUACAGCCCCCACAUCUCCCUCAGCAGCCUCUACAAGAACAUCACGGUGGACCUGUUCCCCGAGCUCGCUCCUAUCACAGACUACUGACUGCCCCCCACCAACCCCAACCCCUCCUCACACCCCCAGCUCACCCAGCUCCCCUCCGGCCUGGCCUCCUGCUGCCCCGUUCAGCCAUGCAGAGGCAGAGCGCUGGUGCAGCGGAGGAGAGGCAGGGGGCACGGGCCGGGAGGGGUGAAGAGGCGCACCAUGUAAUGCUGCCAAGAAAUCUUAGUGAGGAAAAAAAGAAAAUCCAAACUGGAAAAAAGAGGAAAAAAUGAAGAGGCAGUGGCAAGUCUCUCAAAGUAAACUGUUGAUUUUGUGCGUGUGUGUGUGAGUGCGUGCGUGUGAUGGUUGAGUUGCUGCAUGUCUUUUGGUCCAUGCCGGCUUAACUACUACAAGUUGACAUGACUCUUGGUUUAGGUUGGAGGGAGCAGCAGCAUCUCAGCUCUGAUGUUUACUGCAAAGCCUUAAUGUGGCAGAACCACAGCUCCCUCUGCUCGGCUCCGCACUGCUUCACUUCUGAUGUAUCACCGUCACCUUACAAGCCAACAGACAAGUUCUGGUCUCACUUUCUACUAUCAUUUGUUUUAUCGUUUGGUUAGGCCACAGCAUUCCUUUAAAAGGAGGGAUCUGAGCGAGGUCAACAUUAAUGUUUGUGAUGUACGUUAUUUUUAUUUUGAUACGUGGUAUUUAUUUUCUCUGAUUCAGGAUGUUUGAAGAAGCACUCCUGUCUGUGUCACUCAAGUGUUUGCUGUUUGUUUUGCUGCACUGCUGCUGAAUCCGCAUGAACUUGUAUGUAAAUAUCGGCCUCUUAAAGCUCGAACACAGAACACAAAUAUGUAAAUAUGAGCCUUUAAAUGCUCGGGCAUAUUACAGUGAUAUUCCAGUGGGUUUGAAUUUUAUUUUGGCAGCUACCUUUGUUCUGAGGAUUUAAUAAGAGUGAGUGGUUUCUUCCUAACAGGAAGAUCUUCUAACAAUAGAGGAUGUUUGGCUUAAAAAAACAAAACAGAAGUAUCCAAAUCUCAAGAUUUGACAUUAUCUUUUGCAUGCCUUAAUUUAUUUUGUUUACCAGAUUUUGUUCUGUUCAAACAUAAAUUAUUUAAUCAGUUGGAGAUGUGUAUAUUUUUUUAUUUUGCCUUUUGUUGUGCUUUUUUUUCUUUGAGGUGCACUGUGUGAAAAGAGUAGAGCUGCUCCUCAGAAAGAGGGAGGCGUGGCCGAGUCUCUCCUCCAUGACUUUGUACAGGGAGCAGGGUCGGCCAUUACAGCAGGAGUGUAUCCACACAAUGUGCUUUAGUGCAGGUUCAUGGUCUCAUGUGAGUGUAUAUUUUUUAGUCCCAGAUGUGUUUCUAUUUUUAAAUUUUUUAUGAUUUCUAUUCUAAUGAGUGCUGGACCAUGUGAUAAAGCUCUUCAUUGUACUGUACCAUGCGAUGAAGCACAGGGAUUUAGGCGGGAUGCUGUGUGUCUGGACUGUGGUGUUAUUAUUUUCUAAUCUUGUGAGGCAGUCGAAGGGCCAGAAUGAGAGAACCUUAGUCAGCUCCUCACAGCUGAAGCUACUGUUGUUCUUGAAUGGCACACGCUGUGAAAAGUUUAAUUUCUUAAAGCCUUGAGCACUAUAAAGAUGGAGAGAAACGUGUUGGCAGAUUAUUUUUGACCAGAUGUUCACUGUUAAGAUUCUCUUCUGUAUCUCUAGGUUUGAAAUUUGACCAUGAAUUGUGUUUCUGGACAUUUUCUUUGAGUGUAUGUCCUGAGGUGAUAAAUCAGAACUCUGGCCAUUUUUGACCUGGACCUUAUUUCCUGAGAGACACGUCCAACGACGGCCCAUUUAGAGCUUUGGUGACCAAAGACAUGUAAGAACUUAGAACCAAAUGGCCUCUAUGUGACUGCUGCUGAGACCCACAUCUACAAACCAUCCAAUCAGAAUUAGACAUGAAACACACUGUCCAACCCGACAGAUAUGUACAUACAGAUACCACAUUAGCUGUGUACUGUAUAUACUGUAUCUAUGGUGUCAUUUGUUAAUGUAGUGAAAAUGUUGAGAAACCAACUCACCACCAAGUCCGGAACUUUUGAUCAUAUGACAUGAUCUUCUUCAGCAGAUGGAGUUUACCCUGUUGUCAUAGAAUUGUUGAUGGAUAGCAAAUAGACAUCUGGGCAAAAUCUGUCUGCUGAUGAAGAGCAUGGUAAGGACUGAACUUUAAACCAAAAAGAAAAAAUGAAGGUACAUUUUUGAAACAUGAGUGGCAGCAGAUGGAUGUUGCGCAGUGAUCAUGUGUUGUUGCUUGCAUAUUUCCAUUUUUCAUUUUAGAGUCGAUUAGUCCAUUAUCCAAUAAUUCAGAGUCCACCUUCUCAAAUGUGAAUGUAUUUUUUAGGACAAUAAAGUGAAUAUCUUUUGAUUUUGGACUGUUGGUUAGACAAAACAAUUUGAAGACAUCACGUUGGACUCUGGGAAAUUGUACUUUUAUAGGCCAAAUAAUGAAUUGAUUCAUUUAGAAAAUAAUCAGCAGAUUAGUUGAGAAUUUAAAAAAUCUUUAGUUGCAGCCCUAAUGUUUUUUUCUAUUUACAUCGUAGUGAUGUGAUUGCCCAAGCAUUCUGACGUGCCUCAACAUUGAUAUGAUACAGUCACACUAAUGGUGACCUAAACAGUAUUUAAUCUCAUGUGUCAUACAAUGAACCUGUAAGAUGGCAGUCAUGCUUUUCUUGGUGGGUCUCUCCUGUCAGUUCAAGUAUUCCAGUCCAUCCAUGGCCUCAGAACCACACGAGUUUUGCACCACUUUUCACAGAGGUGCUUCAAUGGUAUUUUUGGUUUGUGUUGUGUUGAAAUGGCAUUCUUUGUGUGCUGUUAAUAUUUGGAGUGGCACACAGGUACACAUUUAUUAAAUAACUUGAUGAGAUUUUGUUGACAAUAGUUGGAUAGGUGAGAUGGAGGAAAAUAAGUUUCAGCUAUGAAAUGGCCAGAGUGAUUUGUAAUUUGUUUUUUUAUUGUUUUUAAAGCAUUACAUGUCAAUUAGUACACCCAAGGUUCCUCCACACAAACACUGCAAGGACUUCUGGGAAAAGCCGUCUUUAAGCCACAAUGGAUAUAUCCUGACCCCCACCCCCACCCCCCCCAAAAGCCCUUGCAGCAGCGAUGGUCGAAGCAGCCUGUAUAUGUUUACAGAGUUGGUUGUUUUUUUCCUCAAAAGCAGAUGUGGCUGAACCUCAUGCUACAAUACAGUCUGGCUUGUGUUCAGUCACAAAGCUUUAACACUUGAAAGCGUGUGGAUCAGAUCAGAGUCACUCUCAUGUUGUACUGAAAUCCGCCUCUUAGCUGUGGUCUUUCUUGAGCAGUGAUGGUUUAGCAGAUGGGUCUUUUGUGCUAUGCCUUUCUUAGCUUAGUACCACAUUUUUGCAUAUAGGUUACUGCCUGUGAUCUGACUGUGUAGCAGUAAGAUUGAGUAUUGUUGAGAAGUGGUUCACAUAGCCUGGCUGCUCAAUUCAUCACAACAUUAUAGCCCCCCACCAUCACCACUACACAUACACUCUCUCUUGAUCUUCCCCUCCUGUUCUGUUGCUACAGUAUUUAAUACAGCAGUAAUGCCUUAAUUAUUAAUUACUGUUUGUAGUGAUAUUUAUAUCAAAUAUCUGAGAAGCAGUAUUCAGAUUUUGUUGUAAACACUGAAAAUAUGAACUUGCAGACUGAAUCGUCUGGUACAGUGGUUCAAACCUUCUUCUAAGACAGUGUCAUUUUUAUUAUUGUUGCUAUUAAAACGAGUCAGUUUGAACAUGAUUUAAUUGAAAUGACAUGAAGAACAUGAACUGCAUGUUACCGUUCACCUUUACAUGUGUUACUAUUGUGCAAAUGAAGAAUGUUACAAAGAAGUUAAACUUUGUCCAAACUGCGAAAGUUUGUGGACUCAAAAAGACUCCUGCUACGUUGACAGUGAACUUGACUCCAAGACAGGCUUCAUCAUAUUUUCUUGACUUCAGUUUUGGUAGAAGCGCUUGUUUGAUUAGCAUCACCUGUCAAAAAUCUACCUCCCCUCCCCCACCCCACAGUUUGAGUCUCAGUACAUGGGUAACCUGGCCUCCAAAUUUCUUCACCUCUGUCACGCACAUGUUUGUAGUUUAAAACAAAAUAAACCUUAAUAAUGCUCUUAGAAAAAAAUGGGUUAGGGGUUUUUCUCUCUGCAAAAACCUUUUGAAUUGAAGAAUAUUGGCACCAAGGUCCAAAAACACUGAAAGCUACACUUCCCAUAAUGCAACUCAAAGCAUCUUUCGUUAGACCCUCUGUGCCUGGUAAAUGCACAGUUUGCAAUGCAGACUUUCUGUUAUAAAUGUGUAGUCUCCAAGCCUGAUGACAUCACUGUGACAUCAUCAGAGUUAUUUUCUCCUCCAGAGUCACAGAAGACAUAACACAAUGGUUUCCACAGACAGAGUAGUACACUGAUCAUAAACUGGUGGACUUUUCCUGUAACAACUGAAGCAGUAAUGGAUGAGGCAGGUCAGUCAAGGGUUAGCCAAAAAUGUCUCCAUCACAGUACUAUCACAAACUGACUAUAUCUAACGGAGCUUUCUUUUACACAUUGUUGUGCUUUAAUUUUCUCCUCUUUGUUUAAUUCAGAGAGCAGCAUCAAAAUGAAUAAAUGUAAGAAGGAUGAGUGUUUCCAAGCAUGGAGAGGUGUUAGGAGAUGGUGUGACAGGGCAGUCAGCAUGUAGCGCUUCACAUCAGGCCAUAUUCCGUUAUUCUCAUGGAUCUGCUUAGUAUCUAGUUUGCAUGGCCAAGGCCAAAACUGUGGUUCAGAGUGCUAAACCGGGAAAUAAUCUGUCUUGGAUCAGUGUUCUAAAUUGUUCGUAUUCGUCCUUGGCUAAGUGUUGGGUGUUGGGUCAUUGGUUCCCAGUAUCAGCUAAGGUUGACUUCACCCAGCCCUUUUUAUCUAGAAGUAUCGAAGACCGUUCAGAUGAUGUGUUCACCAUUAGACAACUGUAUUCCAUUUUGCAGUAUUUAUUUGUGCCUUGAGUUCUUUUUCUCCCUUCCUUUCUUUUUCACUUUACAUUCUAACUGAAGAGAUUAAGAUUAGUUUUGUUUUCCUGAAUUGUUGAUGUUUUGUCCUCUAUUAAUCAUAUUAAGUCAGACUGUGUGAAAUAUGUUCAUGAUAAGAAUCCAAAAAAAAUCUGAUGAAACAUUUUGCUCAGUCUGUCCGCUCCAGUGUUUAUGGCUGCCUUGACAUCGUGUGUAAUAAUCCACUGUGACUGGAUGUGGGUCAUGUUCAACAUAAAGCUUUGUCCACAUGCACUAAGACUGCGCUACGAGGGCACUCUCCACAUUUUAUGCAUGUCACUUGACGUUUCAUAAGAAAUUCAUACAAGCCAAACUUCACUGCCCUCCAAAAGAAUGAACACAAGCACAUAUCCUGUCAUAUCAACAAGUUCAAGCACAAAUUGCUGAAGAUGUGAGGCUAAUCCACCAAGAACUGCACCCUAAAACCUCUUUUGUAGCCUUUAAUCUGCAUGGCCUAGCCUACAAAUACAUAUGUGGACAAAAUAAUGUAAUUUACAUCCAGUUUCCAUGUGCAUGAUGACCUGAGCUGGUACACAGGGGCUUUGCUUUUGUGAACAGCGCUGCAGGCAGCUUUCCACUGAUGGGCAGUUACUGAACAGCAUUAUGUUAAUAUUCAUCUCUGUGCUGAAUAAUCUGGGCUCCAAUGUUUUUGUUAUUCUGCUUCAGACUGGUUAUGUGGAUGUUUGUAGCAACACUGGUCUUUAUAUUUCCAUGCUCACCAGGCACUUUUGACAUUGUAUGAAAAUGUCUUUUUCGUUGACUCUCAAAAAUGUUGAUAAUUAGAACCUGACUGUUAUAUUGAUAUAUACCAGCCAGUUAACAGAUAUAUCAGUAUCUGCGUAUAUGCUGGUAGAUCGAGAACAAUUUGCAUCCAGAAAUGCUAAACAUAUGUUUGAAGUCAUUUAGAAACAGUGUUGCUAUUACAUAAUUGUCCGCCAGAGAGCCUGACAAGUUAAUUUAUUGACUGCAAAAUGUCCUGCUCAAUGCAUGUCUGGGUCACAAUUCUUUAAGAACCACAUUUGUGUCCUCUCACAAGGUACACACUGGAAACUUUCCAGAGCUUUCAGCCACAUCUUCUGGCCUCCAUGCUUGCUCAUAGCAUAAUGAUAAGAGUAGAGCUGAUAAAUCAGCUGAUAUUAGUAUAUUGCAGAUAUGUUGUUAUCGCUGUAUAUGGCAGCCAACAAGUAACUUGUCUUACAGAAAUGCCAGAUAUGUUUGAAGGAAUUGGCUAAACAUUGCGCCCUAAAGUCUGUUAGUAGCUGUUCUAGACUUUCCAUUUUUAUCAAAUGAUGUUUCGCAGUGAUCUUUCUAUCUCAACUUUUAAGCCAACACGAGUGACAAGUCCUUAUUUUGAACGUGCAGAAUUCAUGACAACCGGGCAAAUUUCAUCUGAAAUUCAUGUGAUACAAUACAAAAGCUCCAGAACAGCUACCAAUGGACCUUUUGGUUACAGUCCAAGAAUGAACUGUCAAUCCCAAAAUGUUUGAAUUUCGUUAGAAACAGUGUUGCCUUUACAUCGUUUGUCCACCAGAGAGCACUGACAAAUUGUGUUUUUACCGUAAAAUGUCCCGCUCGCUACAUAUUUUAGUCACAAAAAGAACAAAUCUAACCUUAUCCAAAAUGUUUAUUGGUUGAUACAUUAUCAAGUUUUUGUAACCAUCCAACAUCGAUAUUGGUAUCAGCCUCAAAUUCUAGUAUCAGGCUCUAGAUAAGAACUGACCCACCGCCAUUAAAACUGAACAAAAACCAUUCGCUGAUGAAGUCCAUGAGAAAUUUAAUUUAUAUUUACCUUAUGCUAAGAAUUUUUUUUCUUAAAACUGCUGUUUCCAAGGUCUAUAUUAAACACAAUAUGGUUGAAAAAAAUGUGCUCAUAUAUUGUUAUCAGAGUUUUUAUGGAUAUCAGUAUCAGCCUCUAAGAUCCGGUAUCCAUCAGGCCACACUGGUUGGUAGUUGUUGGUGGCUGAACAAAAGCGGAGACAUUUUCUAAACAAUGCCCUUCAUAAAAAACUAAACCAAGGACUGAAAAAAAGAAAUCAGUCUGGGUGAUUGACAACAUCACUUCCAUCACAGUGUGAUGUGGGACGUGUAACAUAUUUUCUUUGUAGCUCUUUGAUUCUCUGUAUGUCAAGGUCAGCUGAUAACCAAGUUCUUCAUUUCCACGAGUCCAUGUCAAAGAAGAAAGAGGAAUUCCUCACUGAGCCAACCCCAUGAACAUGUUAAUGUAGCACCCACUCUUCACAUGCUCAGUUUCUUCAGUUCUUCACUUCAUUGCCAGACUUCUGCCGUCUUCGGUAACAGACAGUAUUAAAACAGUUUGAGUCUGGUGUUGAACCGUUACUUUGUAAAGGUUUUUUUUUCUUUGUCAACAGAAUACAAAAUAAAUACUUCAUUGCCAUAUUCUGGAAAACUGA